Molecule: messenger RNA, 2637 nt
Organism: Camelus dromedarius (Arabian camel)
Lineage: Eukaryota; Metazoa; Chordata; Mammalia; Artiodactyla; Camelidae
Gene: IFFO1
Product: intermediate filament family orphan 1
Exons: 9
Coding region: 35-1711 (558 amino acids)
Source: RefSeq, a predicted model, not a curated record
CACGGGUCUCCAUCUCCCGGCAGACGGCGCAGCCAUGAAUCCGUUAUUCGGCCCGAACCUCUUCCUCCUCCAGCAGGAGCAGCAGGGCCUGGCCGGGCAGCUGGGGGACCCUCUGGGAGGCGACCACUUGGCCGGCGGCGGGGACGUGCCCCCGGCGCCGCUCGCCCCUGCCGGCCCGAGUCCCUACUCGCCGCCCGGGCCGGGCCCGGCGCCCCCCGCCGCCAUGGCGCUCCGCAACGACUUGGGCUCCAACAUCAACGUGCUCAAGACCCUGAACCUCCGCUUUCGCUGCUUCUUGGCCAAGGUGCACGAGCUGGAGCGCCGCAACCGGCUGCUGGAGAAGCAGCUGCAGCAGGCGCUGGAGGAGGGUAAGCAGGGCCGGUGGGGCCUGGCUCGCCGCGACCAGGCCGUGCAGACCGGCUUCGUCAGCCCCGUCCGGCCCCUGGGGCUGCCCCUGGGCGCCCGGCCGGCCACCGUCUGCACCCCGUCGGCGCGAGUGCUGGGCUCGCCCGCGCGGUCGCCCGCCGGCCCCCUCGCGCCCUCCGCCGUCUGCCACCCGGCGCCCUCCACCUCCACCGCCUACUCCUCGUCUGCCCGCUUCAUGCCCGGCACGAUCUGGUCCUUCUCUCACCGCCGGCUCGGGCCGGGACUGGAGCCCACUCUGGUGCAAGGGCCUGGCCUGUCGUGGGUGCACCCGGACGGGGUGGGCGUCCAGAUCGACACCAUCACCCCCGAGAUCCGCGCGCUCUACAACGUGCUGGCUAAAGUGAAGCGCGAGCGGGACGAGUACAAACGGAGGUGGGAAGAGGAGUACACGGUGCGGCUGCAGCUGCAGGAGCGUGUGAACGAGCUCCAGGAGGAAGCCCAGGAGGCCGAUGCCUGCCAGGAGGAGCUGGCCAUGAAGGUGGAGCAGCUGAAAGCCGAGCUGGUGGUCUUCAAGGGGCUGAUGAGCAACAACCUGUCGGAGCUGGACACGAAAAUCCAGGAGAAGGCCAUGAAGGUGGACAUGGACAUCUGCCGCCGCAUCGACAUCACCGCCAAGCUCUGUGAUGUGGCUCAGCAGCGCAACUGCGAGGACAUGAUCAGGAUGUUCCAGGUCCCAUCCAUGGGGGGGCGGAAGCGGGAGCGCAAGGCAGCCGUCGAGGAGGACAUCUCCCUGUCGGAGAGUGACGGGCCCCGCCACCCCGACGGGGAUGAGGAGGAGAGCACAGCCCUCAGCAUCAACGAGGAGAUGCAGCGCAUGCUGAACCAGCUGAGGGAGUAUGAUUUUGAGGACGACUGUGACAGCCUGACUUGGGAGGAGACCGAGGAGACUCUGCUGCUUUGGGAGGAUUUCUCAGGCUAUGCCCUGGCUGCCACAGAGGCCCCGGGAGAGCAGCCGGAAGAGAGUUUGGAGAAGGUGAUUAAAGAUACUGAGUCCCUGUUCAAAACCCGGGAGAAAGAAUAUCAGGAAACCAUUGACCAGAUAGAGCUGGAGCUGGCCACAGCCAAGAACGACAUGAACCGGCACCUGCAUGAGUACAUGGAGAUGUGCAGCAUGAAGCGGGGCCUGGACGUGCAGAUGGAGACCUGCCGCCGGCUCAUCACCCAGUCUGGGGACCGAAAGUCUCCUGCUUUCACUGCGGUCCCGCUUAGCGACCCGCCGCCGCCGCCGCCAAGCGAGGCUGAGGACUCCGAUCACGAUGUCUCAUCUGACAGCUCCAUGAGAUAGGGACCCCCUCCAGCUCGGCCCGCUGGGGUCCCGCUCGCGAGACAGAGGGCUGGGAGUCACAGAAGGGGGCACCGAGCCUGGCCUCGGGCCCUGGGCUCUCCUCCCGGCUUCCUCCCUUGGUCCUCGGCCUCUCUCGGGUUCUGGGGUGUCCGGAGCGAGGCCUGGCCGCACAGCCGGGGUCUCCUGCCUUCACGCCUGGGUGUCUGCUACUCUCGCCUUUAACACGCUGCCGGUGCUCGCGGCCCCUCGCCCUCUCCGUCGAGUAAGGACUGUGAUCUUCCUUCCCUCCCUGUGGCCUGGAGCCAGCUGGUAGUCUUGAUUCUGUACUGGUGCUGACUGGCCCAGGCACUGGUAUGAAGUGGGCCAGGCUGGACAUCCUGUGGCUUGUGUGACAAGAGAGGUUGUCCCUGCGUGUCACAGGUGAGGGAGCGGGACUAGGCACAGCACUGUGUCCUGCUGUCCAAGUGCUCGCAGCCAUCUGCCCGUUGACAGCAGAGUGACAUGGCUGUGACUUCCCUCAUGGAAGUGCUACACAUAACGGGGCCUUAGAGCGCCCAGUCCAGGCAGCUUCUGGGUCUGGCCGAGCGCAGUAUUGUAGAGGGAGGUGGAAGCUCCUGCUUGUCACUGCCAAGUGACAGGAAGGUGGCACUACCUGUGUGGCUGUGUGUGUGUGCACGUGUGCACGUGUGCCUAGCACGUGUGCUCAGGGCCACAGCUUCUUCAAGCAUCAGCGGAAGACGUGCUUCCUCCAUGUCUCGUGCACUGAGACCAACAGACUGAGCAAGAUGUCCCGGACUCGGAAAAGCUCAGAGAAACUGGGGAGGCGAGACUGAAACGACCUCAGCGUCACUGCCGGAGGCAGGCUGGGCUGGGCUGGGCUGAUGUUGAGUGGAAUCUAAUAAUGAAACUGGCAAGUAUUUAUGGAA